Molecule: messenger RNA, 1740 nt
Organism: Miscanthus lutarioriparius
Lineage: Eukaryota; Viridiplantae; Streptophyta; Magnoliopsida; Poales; Poaceae
Source: the annotation of a GenBank genome assembly
AUGGACAGCUGCGGCAGAACAGAGCGAGGCGAGGAGCCCAUCAGCAGCUGGCUGGAGAUCGAGGAGGUCUCGCCGUUGACGGGGAAGAAGGACGCCAAGCAGCAGGCACCCGCCAGCGGCGUCAGGCGAUGGAGCUCCGUGGUGAGUGCCACCGUGGUGGUCCUGAUCAUGACCACGCCGCCGCUUCUUUUCCUCCUCAGUGGCCGCCUCGGCGAGCCGGUGGUGUGGGUCAGGCCCACCGUCGCCAGCGUAGGCGCGCAACGGCAAACAGAAUCCAAGAAAGACGCACUUCUUGGUGGCCUGCUGCUUCCAGGAUUCGACGAACAGACCUGCGCCAGCCGGUACCAGUCCGUUUACUACCGCAAGAACAUGACCCGGCAGCCGUCCCCGUACCUCAUCAAGCGGCUGCGGGAGCAGGAGGCGCUGCAGCGGCGGUGCGGCCCGGGCACGGAGCCAUACAUGAGAGCGUCAGAGAGGCUCAGGUCCGGGCAAACCGGCGCCGUCGACGACGUCGACGGCUGCAGCUACCUCGUGCUCAUCUCCUACAGGGGCCUCGGCAACCGGAUGCUGGCGAUCACCUCGGUGUUCCUCUACGCCCUGCUCACCAACCGCGUGCUCCUCGUGGACCCCGGCUACGGCAACACCCUGCCGGACCUCUUCUGCGAGCCGUUCCCGGGGACGACGUGGGCGCUGCCGCUCGACUUCCCGCUCGAGAAGCGGUUCCGGCAGCUGGACGAGGCGGCGCCGGAGAGCUACGGGAACGUGGUGGUGAACCGGAGCGGGUCCGUGUCCGGGAUGCGGUUCGUGUACCUGCACCUGGACCACGCCGCGUCGCCGGCGAACCGGCUCGUGUACUGCGACAACCACCGCGAGUCGUUCCUCCACCGGAUGCAGUGGGCGAUCAUCCGGACGGACCAGUACAUGGCGCCGGGGCUCUUCUUCAACCCGGCGUACCAGGAGGAGCUGGACCGGCUGUUCCCGCUGAAGGACUCGGUGUUCUACCUCCUGUCGCGGUACCUUCUGCACCCGACCAACGACGUCUGGGGCAUGGUCACCAGGUACUACAACUCGUACCUGAGGGACGCGGACGAGCGGCUGGGCAUCCAGAUCCGGGUGCUAUUCGCCGGCGCCGACAAGCCGGCGCAGCACGUCCUGGACCAGAUCCUCGCGUGCACGUCGCGGGAGCAUCUGCUGCCGGGGGUGGUGACCACGGAAGGAGCAGCGCCGCAGCUCCCGCCGGCCGCCGCCGGCGCGCGGCGGUCCAAGAAGGCCGUUCUGGUGACCGGGCUGAGCGCAUGGUACCACGACAACAUCCGGGAGAUGUACUGGAAGUCGGCGACCGUCGACGGCGAGGUGGUGAGCCUGUUCCAGCCCAGCCACGAGGAGCACCAGCAGUGGUACCACAACAAGCACGACAUGAAGGCGGCGGCAGAGAUCUACCUGCUCAGCCUCACCGACAAGAUCGUCACCAGUGCAUGGUCGACGUUCGGGUACGUCGGCUACGCGCUGGGCGGGCUCAGGCCGUACCUCAUGUUCAUUCCGGAGAACCAGACGGCGCCCGACCCGCCAUGCACCAGGGCCAUGUCCAUGGAGCCGUGCUCUCACGGGGCGCCCUCCUUCGAGUGCACCAGGAAAGAGAUCAACACGAUCAUCAACACCGGGGUGCUGCUGCCCCAUGUCCGUGCUUGCGAAGACAUCUCAUGGGGGCUCAAACUUACUGACCCGGAUGUAGAAAAUUAA